Messenger RNA from Syngnathus acus (greater pipefish), 3525 nucleotides. RefSeq names its product RNA polymerase II elongation factor ELL-like. Gene Ontology annotation, biological process: positive regulation of transcription elongation by RNA polymerase II; snRNA transcription by RNA polymerase II; transcription elongation by RNA polymerase II. The record is from RefSeq and is a predicted model, not a curated record. Lineage: Eukaryota; Metazoa; Chordata; Actinopteri; Syngnathiformes; Syngnathidae. Gene Ontology annotation, molecular function: cis-regulatory region sequence-specific DNA binding. Gene Ontology annotation, cellular component: transcription elongation factor complex.
CUUCUGAAAACCUGCUGGUGAGGCCCGAAGGGAUUUGUUUUUUUGAUGACCACGAGAGCACGGUGUUUCAUAUGGAUUGUACUUUUAGUUCGGACGUUGAUCACUGCCAAAUUGCUCAUUGUUACAUUUUUAUUGACUUUAAAAAUGUUUGUCUAGUGCAUUCCCUGAAAGUAGUAAAUGGUUUUCCAUUAGGAAAGCUUCAUUGAAGGCUUAUGCAGUAUGUGACGUUUUUCUGCCACCUGCUCUUGCUUCUUUGACCCACAGUAACCUCCUCCUUUUACGUACUUUCAUUCAGGCGUGGCUUAAGAAUUUAACUAAAUAGGCUUAUACUUGUCAGACUCACCUGCUUUUGCUGCCGCUGCUGUCACUCGUGUGUUUUCACUUAGUGAUAUACAAAAACUCGGUUUGUAGCAUCUGUAGUGUACAAAUGAAUGGCGAUUUGAUUUUAUGCAUUUUGGAUCACGGGUUCAUUCUUAAAACUCAAAUCGGAUGAAAAGCAUGUAAUAAAACGACUUGCAUUAAAUAUUUAAAUUGAUUUGCUCCCAAUGAAUUAGAAUAAAACGAUUACUGGCCCUUGUCAGCAAAGCAAUUAAAAGAGCGAGGCGAGUGCAUCAACCGACGUCGUCAUCAUAGCCCCGCCCACUUUGUAACGUAGGCUGACGUCACCUGGUUUGAGCGUUACUUGGGAAAGACUGCAUUAAUUCGCCGAGCGGACUCCGAAAGGGAGAGCCAGUGAUGGCUUCGCUCGGGCAGGACCGACGUUACGGGCUGUCGUGCGGGAAAAACAGCAAUAGUAAACUCGGACCCAACCGGACACUUUACCACGUCAAGCUCACCGACACCGCCAUUCGAGCGCUGGAGGCUUACCAGAACCUCAAGACUGAUUUACCAAGUGAGCCGACUAUCUGUUUCGAGGGCAGUCAAGGGUACAUUAAGCUCCCAGCUCCCACAGCAGAAUCGCCAAAUGCGCUUCGGGUCUUCUCCUUCUAUUUAUCCAGCGACUGUAAAGACCAGCCGCAGGCCAGCUUUGACUGCAUCCAUCAGUAUGUUUCAAGUGACGGCCGCGAGCAGCUGGAAGGGCAAGGAGUCAUCCAGGACAAGAUCACCGUGUGCGCCACCGAGGACUCCUACCAGAUGACACGCGAGAGGAUGUCUCAAGUCGAGAAGGAUAGCUGGAGCCGUUCGGCCAUUGAGAUAAAACCCGGAGCCACGCAUCCCAGUAAAAGCGUCAAGAUCCAUAAGAGGCCGCCCAUUGUGUCCGCAUCGGACGGCAGCUUCUGUAAACCUCCUGCGCCUAGCCGCUGGAGCGGCAGCAUGGCCUCGGUCCACCAGAAGCCCCUCAGGGAGCGCAUCAUUCAUCUACUGGCUCUCAAGUCCUACAGGAAGCCGGAGCUCCUGCUGUGGCUGGAGAGAGAACGGGUCGGUCCCAAGGACAAGGCAGAGCUCGGAGCUAUAUUGGAAGAGGUGGCAAAAGUGAACCCCAAAGAUAGCAGCUACCUCCUGAAAGACGACUUCUACAAGUACGUGCGGCGAGACUGGCCUGGCUACAGCGAGGAGGAGCGACAACUUGCUAGCAGGUUGUUGUUGAGGAAGUCGCAACCCCCCGCGCACGGCCACUCGAGGAAUCCUCAAGCCGAUGAAUCUAUCGGGAAACCAUCCGGGGAUAGAAUGCCGCUGCAGCACAGUCUGACAAAAAACCCACUAGUGAAACGCCCCGUGCUUACGCACAGUCUACAACCUCUUGCAGCAAAGAGACAAAGGCAAAAUGAUCACAGGACGCCGCAGCAGCCAGUCACCAACGGACUUUUAAACAAUAAGGGAGCACCUGUCGCCGAGCCUCUUAGUUUCCACGCCAAACCUGAUUUCCAAAGGACUAAUCAUACUUUAGGGAGCUAUGUUGGAGACCACCAGCACGCUUCCCUUUUAGCGCUUAACGUAUCAAGCACCGCAGACAUACCGGUGACUGAUCAGCACAGAACCAAAGCGACGAGCCCCGAGCCACCUCGGGCUGAGUCGGUCUGCGCUCAACAGCAACAGAAGAAGAAAAAAUCCAAAAAGCAUAAAGACAAGGAGCGGGAAAAGUUGAAAGCACCAGGACAAAGGUGGUCAGAGGACAGUCCGGAUCUCAAGCACGACCAGGACAAACUUGGAAAUUGUGACAUUACUAAUGACAUUGACUUGGUGGAGAAACCGGAUUAUGUGAGCGCCUAUGUCAGGAUCACAAGCGUAGAACAACGUCAGCGGUACCAGGAGGAUUUCAACGCGGAGUACGACGAGUAUAAAGAUCUGCACACCCGAAUCGCCACCAUCACUCACAUGUUUGUUCAGCUCGAGUCCAAGAUCAAAAGCAUGUCGCCCGGCACUAAAGAACACAAGGUGAUGGAAGAUCAAAUUUUAGAAAAAUACAACAAGUAUCGAAAAAAAUUCCCGGGUUACCAGGAAGAGAAGAAGCGCUGUGAAUAUCUGCACCAGAAACUGUCGUUCAUCAAGCAGCUCAUCGUGGACUACGACGUCUCUCAGGGCUCCUCGUAGCGCCGGCUCUCCCUUUGCGUUGGAUUUGUGCAACGGAGGGAUUUUCAUGAACAAUGUUAGGUCCACGAGCAUUUUUUUUUUCCAAUUUUCUCUCACAGGUGUCCAAGAAGAAAUAUGUUCGACUCAGCAAAAACAGCCACCAGGAACACUGGAAGCUAUGUUAAUGGUAACCAGAAGCGCCUGUUCGAUUUAUCAAUACACAUUACAGUUGCCUCCUUUGAAAUGUUCCACGAAAGCCUUCCGGUCUGCUGCUUUGCUAGUGCCUCUUAUCUCUUCUGCUCUUUUUACAUUUUCUUUUUUUUUUUUGGACGAUACACUAAAGCAAAAUGUUAUAUUUGUAUAGUUACAAGCCCUUCAUCUCUAUCAACUCUACUGUUUAAUUGCAGCGGGUUUAUUUUUAUGCCCCCCGAAAUGCACUUGUUUAAUUCAAGGGCCGUGGAACUUUUUCAGCUUUGUAUAAAGUCCUCCAUCUUAAAUUCAUGAAAAUAUAUGAUGCAAAGAUCAAAUGUUGUUUAUUAUUAUGUUCUGUGCAUUUGUCAUUUUAUUAUUUCCCUUCUGGGGUUUAAUUUGUAGAAAGGCAUGGCAGGCCGGAUUAAAUGCUAGGGAUCCCCUACCGCUAAACAAAAGCAUUUAUUGAGCGCACUUUCACAUAAUUGACUGCUGGUGGAAUAUCUCAGGCGGCAUGAUUAAACCUCCGUCCAAUGAUGUGGAACAAAGUAUUUCUCUCUGAUCUGCUAAUGUAUUUAUUUUAAGACCAUUUUACGUCCUCUUGCAGGCCUGUGUAGAUUAUAAAUCACAUGAUAUUUGCGAAGAACUGAGAGGGCGAGCUGAAUAACCUUUUCGCCUUAUGUAACUCAAAGUGACUAGUCCCCUUUAACAUUGCCUACAUCUCCGGUUCUACCAUAAACGGCACUAACACAGACUUGAGGUGGGAAUUCUGCUUUUGGAGCACCGGUGUGGAAUAAUAAAGGCAGUGUCUGACCAGUGUUUCAC